Messenger RNA from Striga hermonthica, 1857 nucleotides. Lineage: Eukaryota; Viridiplantae; Streptophyta; Magnoliopsida; Lamiales; Orobanchaceae. The record is from the annotation of a GenBank genome assembly.
AUGCUUCAAGGUCUGCUGAAAGAGCCCUCCCUGGGUUCGCCGUCACCGUCGCCGCCGCCUCCAAACCCCCUCAACGUCUCCCCAAUAUACCCCCAAAACGCCCUCAAUCAACCGAGCUUCGAGUCGAGCUGCAACCUCAUCUGCGACCACUUGGCCGGCUUCACGCGCUUGAGAAAUCUCCUCAGAGGACAAUCCCUCCACGCCCACGUCGUUAAAUCGGGCUUCGCCACAAUAGCUCUCGUCUGCAACCAUCUUAUUAACUUCUACUCCAAGCUCCAGCACCCGCACUCGUCAGAGCGAAUCUUCCACGAGACCCCCUUCAAGACGCCCACCACCUGGAGCUCCAUUAUUUCGUGCUUCUCCCAGAACGAACUCCCAUUCCACGGGCUCGGGUAUUUCAAGCUGAUGCGGAAGAACACAGGUAUGUUCCCGGACGACUACAUUUUGCCCUGCGUGAUCAAAUCGUGCGCGAUGAUCGACGAUCAUCGCCUGGGUCAGUCUGUGUACUGUUUGUCGUUGAAGAUUGGAUUCGGCGAGAGCGUGUACGUGGGGAGCUCUGUUGUCGAUAUGUACGCGAAAUGUGGGAUGUUGGGUGAUGCCCGGAACAUGUUCGAUACAAUGCCCGACAAAAACGUAGUGUCUUGGAGUGGGAUGAUAUAUGGGUAUGCGCAGAUGGGGGAGGACGAGGAGGCCCUGAGGCUCUUUAAAGAUGCGUUUUCUGAAGGUUUGGACGUGAACGAUUUUACGUACUCGAGCGUGAUUGGGGUCUGUGGGAACUCGACUCUUUUUGAGCUGGGCAAACAGCUGCAUGCUUUAUGCCUGAAAACAAACUACGACCGAACCAGCUUUGUGGGGAGUUCUUUGGUCUCCAUGUACUCGAAAAGCGGCAUGAUUGAGUGCUCUUAUAUAGUGUUUGACGAGGUUUCAGAUAAGAAUCUGGGCUUGUGGAAUUCCAUGUUGAUUGCUUGCGCUCAGCACGCACACACAGAGAAAGUGUUUGAACUUUUCAAAAAAAUGCAGAAAGCGGGCAUGAGGCCGAAUUUCAUCACGUUCCUCUGUAUGCUCUACGCGUGCAGCCAUGCGGGCCGGGUGAGUGAAGGGAAACGAUAUUUUGCUAUGAUGAAGGAUUUCAGCAUAGAGCCCGGAAGUCAACACUAUGGUUCAAUGGUUGACCUUCUUGCGCGAGCUGGCAAAUUGGAUGAAGCCCUAAAAGUAAUCAAUGAGAUGCCGAUGCAGCCAACAGAGUCCACAUGGGGAGCUUUACUGACCGGAUGCCAAAUUCAUAAAAAUACAGAACUGGCAGGCUCGGUGGCCGAUCGGGUCUUUGAAUCCGGGCCUGUGAGCCCGGGCCUUCACGUGCUGCUGUCCAAUGCUUAUGCGGCUGCCGGGAGGUACCAAGAAGCGGCUAAGGUGAGAAAAAUGCUCAAGGACCGUGGGCAGAAAAAGGAAACGGGCUUGAGCUGGGUCGAGGAGAAUAAUAGGGUCCACACGUUUUCCGCCGGUGAUAGAAAGCACGAAAUGAGUGACGAGAUUUAUAGAAAGCUGCAGGAAUUAGGAGAGGAUAUGGAGAAGGCUGGUUAUGUUGUGGAUAUGAGUUACGUGUCGAAAGAAAUUGACAACGAGGAAAAAAGGCAGGUGAUUAAGUUUCACAGUGAGCGACUGGCGAUCGCGUUCGCCUUGAUCACUUUUCCGGCUGGGAGGCCGAUUAGGGUUAUGAAGAACUUGCGUGUUUGUGGCGACUGUCAUGUCGCGAUAAAGUUUAUGUCCAAAUGCACGGGGAGGGUUAUAACGGUGAGGGACAAUACUCGGUUUCAUAGGUUUGAGAAUGGGGAGUGUUCUUGUGGCGAUUUUUGGUGA